Messenger RNA from Durusdinium trenchii, 745 nucleotides. The record is from the annotation of a GenBank genome assembly. NCBI's taxonomy places the organism in Eukaryota, Dinophyceae, Suessiales, Symbiodiniaceae.
GUUCUUGUGGUUCAGUUUUCCGUGGCGAGGUGCCGGGAUUCUUCCAGAAGGAGCACCAGGUGAAACAUGCUGUGCUGGCUGUGCGUGUGACCUUGCACGGGUGAACGACAUUGAUGAGUUGAUGCAUGGCUUAGGCUACGACCGUUGUGUCGAUGAUGGCUCGUGCGAGCCAUGCAACGACCUAGAGAUGACACUGCCUCCUUGUGGCAGUGGGCAACGUCAGAAGGUGAUUUGUACUCGUUGCCAAGGGGCAUCAUCUUACCUGCCUUAUUGCCUUUCGGGAUACAGGACUUUCUGGUCUUCCAACAACAGCUUCGCCAAUAUUUCCAUUCAGAGCCCAAGUGCUGGUCUCUUCUGGCGAAGCUGUGCAAGCCCCGAGGCACCAGCUGCGCCAAGUGGUCGCCAGUCAGGUUCUACAUCCACUGCAUCCAGCCCUCCACGUCUCUUUCAUUUUGGCGGGGACGGAGAUGAAGGGUCUUUGGAGGUCCUGUACUUCUUGGUGGCAAAUGCUCUGGUUCUAGCCAUCUCAGGCUUCUCUUUGCGUCGGCAGCAACGAAGAGAGUGGGAAAAGACCAUGGAAGGUCUCUACACUUGCAUCGAAGAUGGUCUUCAAGCUGCAGGUGGCUCUAAGACAGAGCCACGGCGGGACAAGAACAAGGUGCACAUGUUUGGCCCCAGAGCUUUGGUGUUUGCCCUUCACCACUUCUGCCAUAGGAAGAUGAUGCAAGGAAACCAUCCGGGAUAA